GCACAUAAACAUGCACCUGAACAUCAUGCUCACCACGAACAUCAUGAGCACCAUGAGCAUCAUGAACACCAUGGGCAUGUGCACCACAAGCCAGCACACCAUGCCCACCAUAAAUAUGAACACAAGGUUCAUAAAGGACAUUACGGACAUAAGGUUCAUCACGGACACCAUCCAGUGCAUCAUGGCCAUAAAGAACACCACGGACAUGCGCACCAUGGACAUCAUGAACAUAAAGAACAUCAUGGUCAUGAGCAUCACGCACAUGAACACCACGCCCAUGAACACCAUGCGCAUGAACACCAUGCGCAUGAACAUCAUGUUCCUGAGCAUCAUGGACAUGAGCAUGAACACCAUGCACAUGAACACCACGCUCAUGAACACCACGGACAUGAACACCACGCGCAUGAACACCACGGACAUGAACACCACGGACACGAUCACCAUGCACAUGAACACCAUGGCCAUGAACACCACGGCCAUGAACACCAUGGACAUGAACAUCAUAAACAUGAGCCCCAUGCCCACGAACAUCAUGAACAUGAACAUCACGGCCAUGAACAUGAGCAUCACGGCCAUGAUCACCAUGCCCAUGAGCACCAUGGUCAUGAACAUCAUGAGCACCAUGAACAUGAACACCACGAACCCGAGCACGUUGAGCAUGAGCAUCACAGACGAGGUCAGCAUAAGUCAGCCCAUAUGAUGCAUCAUGGACUAGAGCAGCACCAUCAACAUCAGGCCCACGGGCACCAGAUGGCUCAUCAUAGAAAACCGCACCACCAUGUGGCGCAUCAUGAACAUCAUCAGCACCAUGGUUAUGGAUACGGUUAUGGGUAUAAGCCACACAAACCACACCAUGCUCAUGAAGCGCGCCAUGAACAACAGCACUUCCGAUCGGCCGUCGACAGCUAUGCGCCUGCCCCCGUUGUCCAUCACGCAACGGCGAAAUGUGGGGCAAAUGUUCUUGUUGGGUGUGCUCCGGAAGUAGCGAAGGUUCCUUGCAUCCCACUGUCGAAAGGCUACUGAACCAGUUAAUUAGAUUUUGUUUGGGAGAUGAUUGGUAAAAUAUAGGAAAAAAUU
This is a messenger RNA of Aedes aegypti (yellow fever mosquito), 1077 nucleotides long. RefSeq names its product histidine-rich glycoprotein. The annotation marks the transcript as partial. The transcript has a single exon. The record is from RefSeq and is a predicted model, not a curated record. Lineage: Eukaryota; Metazoa; Arthropoda; Insecta; Diptera; Culicidae.